Messenger RNA from Euleptes europaea (tarantolino), 781 nucleotides. It is a transcript of the gene VPS25, whose product is annotated as vacuolar protein sorting 25 homolog. The transcript has 6 exons. Bases 42 to 569 code for a protein of 175 amino acids. NCBI's taxonomy places the organism in Eukaryota, Metazoa, Chordata, Lepidosauria, Squamata, Sphaerodactylidae. Gene Ontology annotation, cellular component: ESCRT II complex. Gene Ontology annotation, biological process: protein transport to vacuole involved in ubiquitin-dependent protein catabolic process via the multivesicular body sorting pathway. Gene Ontology annotation, molecular function: protein homodimerization activity; structural molecule activity. The record is from RefSeq and is a predicted model, not a curated record.
GGCAGGGGCGGAAGUUCCGUCCGGCGGCGGCGGAGGCGGCGAUGAUGAGCUUCGAGUGGCCCUGGCAGUACAACUUCCCGCCCUUCUUCACGUUGCAGCCCAAUGUGGACACAAGGCAGAAGCAGCUGACUGCUUGGUGUUCUUUGGUGCUCUCCUACUGCCGUCUUAACAAGCUCUACACCAUGACCGUCGCGGAGGCCCAGGAGAGCUCCCUGUUCAACAACCGGAAGCUGCAGCGAAAACUGCCUUUGGAAUCCAUCCUUGUUGUGCUAGAGGAGCUCAGGAAAAAAGGGAAUCUUGAAUGGCUUGACAAGAAUAAAUCCAGCUUCUUGGUCUUGUGGCGACGGCUGGAAGAAUGGGGCAAGCUUAUCUACCAGUGGGUCUCGAAGAAUGGGCUGACCAACUCUGUUUUCACGCUCUAUGAGUUGUCCAAUGGCGAUGACACGGAGAAUGAAGAGUUCCAUGGGUUGGAAGAACCCCUGCUACUCCGCGCUCUGCAGGCUUUGCAGCAGGAACACAAGGCUGAAAUCAUCACGCUGGACGAUGGGCGGGGCGUCAAGUUCUUUUAGCAGUGAUCCUGCUUUAACCGUCGAGUCUGAUGGGCGCCCUGUCUUUCUUGGCUGAAGGGGCCUCUGUAUGCUUCAGUUUCCUUGCAGCGAAGGCUGGAACAUCACAAGUGUUACCUGAUGGCUCAUCGUCUUUCACCUCUUCAGUGGCUGACUUUCUCUUUGUAUUUCUCCUCUGCUGCUUCUGCCCCUUCAAGGAGUCGUCACACUCAAGG